CCAUGAAUUUCCCCCCUUCAGCCAUGAAUCUCCCCUUCUCAGCUCCAUUCCUGAGUCUCCUCACUGGUUGCUCCUGAAGAAGAGGCUGGACACUCUGGAGGAGUACAGGAGACACAGUCCUGAGGACAAACGUUGUCUAGACCUGCUGUUGGAGACAGAGGGGAAGGACCUGCAACAAGUCCCCCUGGACACAGACACACUGGAGACUGGCACACACAUACCAAAGGCAGACACGCAAACCCAGGAGGGAAACACACUUUCCCACUGCGGACACAUGAGAAGUCCCACCAUUCUACUGCGUCUGGUCACCAUGAGUUACAUUGGGCUAACGUCAGCCCUGACGUACUACGGUAUCUGUCUGAAUGUCGGGCGUUUCGGGGUGGAUGUCUUCCUGUCUCAGUUCUUCAGCGGCCUAUCAGAGGCACCCUGCUUGCUCGUCCCAUUCCUAUUGGCCCGCUGUGGCAGACGCCCAAUCAGCAUGCUGUCCCUGCUCCUCAGUGGCUCUUUCUGCCUGCUGUCCCUGCUCGCAUCACGCUUCUACGCUGUCCCAGGGUUGGUGAUGGCUCUGGCCCUGGUGGGGAAGCUGUGUAUGCAGACCAGUGUGUUUGUGUGUAUACUCUACGGCAUCGAGCUCUUCCCUACGCUCAUCAGAGUGGGGUGUAUCCUCAAUGCGUGCAAGCCCCAUUGCGGAGCGGGACUGUGUCUGUUGCUACCGGAGACCAGCGGUGUGCCGCUCCCUGAUUCGCUGGAGGACUGUGACAGACAACCCAGGCUUCACCUCCCAUUAGCCUGGUCAUCAUGCUUCACAAGGCGCUCAGUGGACACCCCAGCUGACAAGGCCUGUCCGUUCCUGGGAGACACAGACCCGAGAAACCCUCCCACCACCCACAGGAACCCAACUCAAAUUAAAACACUCUGCACACACACACACACGCUGUUGAUACAUGUAUUUAAAAGGUCCAUGGAGCACUGAGAUACUAGCCGAACAGUUUCCAAU
Oncorhynchus masou masou (cherry salmon) is the source of this 997-nucleotide messenger RNA. Its product is annotated as solute carrier family 22 member 6-like. The record is from RefSeq and is a predicted model, not a curated record. The transcript is spliced from 7 exons. Lineage: Eukaryota; Metazoa; Chordata; Actinopteri; Salmoniformes; Salmonidae. The annotation marks the transcript as partial.